GGCCCCCCGGGGCAUGGCUGCGGCGGCGGCGUGCGAGCCGGUGGCCCGGCCGAGCCUGACCUCCAUCUCGUCGGGGGAGUUGCGCAGCCUCUGGACCUGCGACUGCGAGCUGGCCCUGCUGCCGCUGGCGCAGCUGCUGCGCCUGCAGCCAGGCGCCUUCCAGCUGCGGGGCGACCAGCUGGUGGUGCCCAGCCCUGGGGAGCCGGCAGCCGCGCGCGGGGGCUUCAACGUCUUUGGCGACGGCUUCGUGCGCCUCGACGGGCAGCUGUAUGGCCUCAGCAACUACGUCAAGAGAUAUGUGGAACUGACCAACUACUGUGAUUAUAAGGACUACAGGGAAACCAUAUUGAGCAAACCCAUGCUGUUCUUUGUGAACGUCCUGACCAAAAAAGACACCUCAAAAGAGAGGACGUAUGCCUUCCUUGUGAACACAAGGCACCCCAAGAUCAGAAGACAGCUGGAGCACGGCAUGGACAUGGUCAUCUCCUCAGUGAUUGGAGAAAGUUACCGACUCCAGUUUGAUUUUCAAGAGGUGGUGAAGAACUUUUUCCCUCCAGGAAAUGAGGUGCUGAAUGGAGAAAACCUGAGCUUUGCCUAUGAAUUCAAAGCUGAUGCACUGUUUGAUUUCUUCUAUUGGUUUGGCCUCAGCAAUUCCACUGUCAAAGUGGAUGGCAAAGUUCUGAAUUUGUCAAGCAGCAGUCCAGAGAAGAAGGAGACGAUUAAGCUAUUUCUGGAAAAGAUGAGCGAGCCUUUAAUUCGAAGAAGCAGUUUCUCAGACCGGAAAUUCAGCGUCACUUCCAGAGGUUCGAUAGAUGACGUUUUUAACUGCAAUCUGUCACCCAGAUCAUCCCUCACAGAUCCCCUUUUGGUAGAAUUCCCAUUUCCCAGCGUUCUGGAAGCGGAAGAGACGCCCAAGCAGUUGGUCUGAUUGGACUGAACUUUCCAGCAGCUCCUGCACUCCAGGCCUGGGCGAGACUGCAGGGUGAGGGGACAGGAGGAGGUGGGAGGCAGGCCUCUCCACCUGCUUGUCGGCCCCUGGCUCCCCCAUGGCCUCGGCAGAGGGUCCUUUCUUGCAUUUCUCUGCAUGUGAUGCCUUGGCAGGCCCAACACACUUGACCCUCUUAAAGGUUAUGGCUACUGGGAUGGAAGGGCUGUGGGCCCCACUCCCCCGGCAUAGCUGGCUGGCUGGGUAUAUCCUCUACUUUGAACACUUCUCCAAAGAGGCAGAGAAACUACACUUGCACAUUUUGCUUGGGACCCUGCCCCCCUGGGAGUUUUCCUGGCAGCCAUUGUGGGUAUUGUCUGGUCUGGGUGUCCACUGAGUAUGGGUUGGGAGGAUUUGACCCUCUGCUUGGGACAUCCUUGAGUCCACCCACACCUAGCGAGCCUGGGGUUAGCUGUGCUGUUCUCUUGUAAACCUGAAUGGGCACAAAGCCUGUGGCAUCUUUCAAAGGUGGGCAGGUAUGUUUUUUAUCCUGCCCAUGUGUAUACAUUCAAGGUAAGGCUUCCUGGGGUAUGGCCAGGUUAGCAGGAAGGUGACCUUGCCCGCCCACUGCCCCAAGUGUGAACUCCUUGGGCCUCCAAUGGAGGAGGCAGCCAGGUGAUGUGAGACCAAGUGGCGAUGCCAAGGAUACUACAGGUGCACUGUCCUCCUUGGGAAAGCACAUCGUGUGAGCUGAGUAUGUUAAGCAAGCUUUUAGCAGUCCUAACACAAAAAGCAAACUAGCCGAAUGCUCUAAGGCUACCAUAGCACAUUGUUACAGCUGUACGUUCUUCACCACAUAGCCACAGCGGAAUUCUUCCAAAGCAAAAAUAAAUAAAUAAAAAUCUUAUCAACUUACCAAAAAAA
Molecule: messenger RNA, 1849 nt
Organism: Oryctolagus cuniculus (rabbit)
Lineage: Eukaryota; Metazoa; Chordata; Mammalia; Lagomorpha; Leporidae
Gene: MEDAG
Product: mesenteric estrogen dependent adipogenesis
Cellular component (GO): cytoplasm
Source: RefSeq, a predicted model, not a curated record